UGUAUAUGUUGCACAUUUAAGAGAUAACUGUCUCUUUGACUACUGAGUGGACUUCUCAUUUCUUGUGUGAUUGGUUUCGUAAGCAACACUGCUUUAGCUUCAUUAUCUUCUACUGUUAUGGCUUAAAACUGUUUAGAUGCUGGUGCUGAAGCCUGACUUGUCUUUCCUGCAGGCUGGGGUCCCGUCCAACGCCACUCUUUCCCAUCUGCUGACACGCCUGACACCUGCUCCUGGCCGUACUGCUCAACUCUCAGGAAUGUUACAGGGCAGAGGCAUACUCCCUGAAGGUGGGCAGUCGUGCUCCCACUGUGGCCGCUUCUUCCUGCGUCCCGUGGACCUAGGGCGACACCUUCGCACACACACGGGGGAGAAACCAUUUGCUUGCCCUCAUUGCUCCUUUCGUAGUGCCCAGAGUGGCAAUGUUUAUCGACACAUCAAGAUGAAGCACCCAGAGUUUGCUGCAACUGCUACCCCGUGAAAAUCUUUAGUUCUUCUUAUCUAAAUUGUUUAGGUGAUGAUAUAGUUGUCUUACUACCACUACCAACACUACCACAAUACUUUGAGCACUAAUCUGAGUAUUGACAGAAAAGACGUACAGUAUAGGAUACAGUAAUUUGCUUUGUAUAAUUUUCUUGAGGCACUUCAUGAAAAUCUUACGGUAUGCAAAAUUACAAAAUAUAUCAAAAUGAUUGAAGUAAAUUAAAGUGCCGGCUCAAAUUGCUUAUUUUGUUGAUUUCUCUCUAUUGUAGGUAAGCCCAGGGAGUGGUGGUAGUGGUGGUCAGGGAGGGAGUGGGGCCUCCUUGUACAGCCGUCAACAACAGCAGCAGCAACAACUUCCACAGGAUCAACAACAAAUGGAUCUCACAGACUAUCAGCAUCUUCUUGA
Messenger RNA from Homarus americanus (American lobster), 886 nucleotides. Its product is annotated as zinc finger protein 771-like. Gene Ontology annotation, biological process: regulation of DNA-templated transcription. The coding region runs from base 137 to 478 and encodes 113 amino acids. The transcript has a single exon. The record is from RefSeq and is a predicted model, not a curated record. Gene Ontology annotation, cellular component: nucleus. Gene Ontology annotation, molecular function: DNA-binding transcription factor activity, RNA polymerase II-specific; RNA polymerase II cis-regulatory region sequence-specific DNA binding. Lineage: Eukaryota; Metazoa; Arthropoda; Malacostraca; Decapoda; Nephropidae.